AUGGAGACUUAUGAGGACUGGGGGAUGGAGACUUAUGAGGACUGGGGGAUGGAGACUUAUGAGACGGGGGGUUGGAGACUUAUGAGGGAGCGUGUGUGUCUGAUGAGAAGCUUCCAGAUGAAGAGCAUUAUGUCCUUCUCUCUGCAGCGCCCCCUGGCGGAAACUCCAGGGGACUUCAGCUCUCCGGCCUCAGCCUCUGUCUGUCUGGACAGUUCUGCAGCCAGACACAAGAGGGCGCUGCGACAGAAGGCCAGGGCCAAGAGGAGGCACCCAGGACCAGGACCAGAGCCAGGACCAGGACCAGAGCCUCAGCCGGACUCAGGACCAGACCGUCUCCAGGACUCAGAUGCCACAUCCACAAACGAUGUUCAGAAUGACACAGACUCCAAUGAGAGAAAUUCAGGAGACGUAGACGAGACACGAGAGAAGUCUGCUGAAGGGAGCGUCCAGAGAGAGACCCGACUGGACCCAAGACUGGACCCAAGACUGGACCCAAGACUGGACCCAAGACCAGCCCCAGAGCCAGACUUGGUCCUGCAGAAGUCUGAAAGCUCGCCUCCUGCGCCUCCUGCUGCUGAGAGGGAGUACCUGCUUGACCAUCCAGGACUCCUCUAUGGUUCUGAGGAGAGACUGCAGCUGUCAGAGGAGGAGGAGGGGGAGGAGGAGAAGGAGAAGGAGAAGGAGGAGAAGGAGGAGGAGGAGAAGGAGAGGGAGGAGGAGAAGGAGGAGAAGGAGGAGAAGGAGGAGGAGGAGGAGGAGAAGGAGGGGGAGGAGGAAGAGAAGGAGGGGGAGGAGGCGAAAGAGGAGGAGAAGGAGGGGGAGGAAGAGAAGGAGGGGGAGGAGGAGAAAGAGGAGGAGGAAGAGGAGUCACUCCUGCAGCAGGUCCUCAGCUCCCUGAACACUCCCUUGAGCCAUUUUAAUGCACCACUCACAGAUCACCAGCAGGAGGCGCCAGAGGAGGAACAGAAGAAACAGUUCUUCUCUGAAAGUGAAAGUAAACCUUGUCAUGGCGCCUUGGUCCUGUCACGAUCCUGCAGCGACGAAGGAGAGAGAGGAGAGGGAGGAGAGGGAGGAGAGGGAGGAGAGGGAGGAGAGGGAGGAGAGGGAGGAGAGAGAGGAGAGGGAGGAGAGGGAGGAGAGGGUGAACAAAAACAAGAUGAAGGAGGAGCAGAUGGUUGGAUGAUGGAGGAGAAGAAGGAGGUGACUUCAGCCUCAGGACUCAGGCGUCUAGACACUGAGUGGUUUGGAGAGCAGCUUCACGAGGAGGAGGUGACGGUACAGGAGGAGGAGGUGAACCAAGAGGAAGAGGAGGUGGAAGUCUGGGAGGAUGAGAAGGAGGUGAAAGUCCAGGAGGACAAGGAGGUGAACGUCCAGGAAGAAGAGGAGAGGGAUGAGAACCAAGAAGAGGAGGAGGUGAAAGUCCAAGAGGAGGAGGAGGUGAAAGUCCAGGAGGACAAGGAGGUGAACGUCCAGGAAGAAGAGGAGGGGGAGGAGAAUCAAGAAGAGGAGGAGGUGAAAGUCCAAGAGGAGGAGGAGGAGGAGGUGAAAGUCCAAGAGGAGGAGGAGGAGGUGAAAGCUUUUCCCAAAGCCCAAAACGUUUGUUGGUUUUUGGUGAAAUGUGGAGAAAAGAAAGUGAGGUUUUACCAAAGACCUGGUCUGAUGGUCUCCAGAGCCGGGGACAGCGCCUCCUCCUGGGCAGGUCCUGCACUGCAGCGGGAGGAGGUGCCAGUGGAGGAGGUCCCAGUGGAGGAGGUCCCUGUGGAGGAGGUGCCAGUGGAGACAAUCCCAGUGGAGAAGGUCCCAGUGGAGGAGGUCUCAGUGGAGGAGGUGCCAGUGGAGGAGGUCCCAGUGGAGGAGGUCUCAGAGGAGGAGGUCUCAGAGGAGGAGGUCCCAGUGGAGACAAUCCCAAUGGAGCAGGUCCCAGUGGAGGAGGUCCCAGUGGAGGAGGUCCCAGUGGAGACAAUCCCAGUGGAGGAGGUCCCAGUGGAGACAAUCCCAGUGGAGGAGGUCCCAGUGGAGGAGGUCCCUGUGGAGGAGGUGCCAGUGGAGACAAUCCCAGUGGAGAAGUUCCCAGUGGAGGAGGUCUCAGUGGAGGAGGUCCCUCUGGAGGAGGUGCCAGUGGAGGAGGUCCCAGUGGAGACAAUUCCAGUGGAGGAGGUCCCAGUGGAGGAGGUCCCAGUGGAGGAGGUCCCAGUGGAGACAAUCCCAGUGGAGGAGGUCCCAGUGGAGACAAUCCCAGUGGAGGAGGUCUCAGUGGAGGAGGUCUCAGUGGAGGAGGAACCGUCCGAGAAGCUGAAGCUGUGGAAGAGAAGAGUCUCAGGACUCCACCGGGCUCUGGACCUGGCUCUGGACCUGGCUCUGGACCUGGCUCUGGACCUGGCUCUGCACCUGGUUCUGGACCUGGUUCUGGACCGAAGCAACAGCAAGAGCCAGAUGAGUCCUGUUCGGUUUGGAGUCAGACUGAGAAGAACUGAGGCUCUGCAGAGAUUCAUCACAGAGCAGGAUGCAGAGUGCACCAGUAAAGGGAGGGAGGUGCUGCCCCCCGUGGACAGCUCUGGUACUGCACCAACACAGACACAACACCCUUCAACCCCGUUCAUCGGCAUAGAGCUGAUUGGCUGA
This is a messenger RNA of Knipowitschia caucasica, 2622 nucleotides long. The record is from the annotation of a GenBank genome assembly. Lineage: Eukaryota; Metazoa; Chordata; Actinopteri; Gobiiformes; Gobiidae.